GGAGAAAGGGCUGAUAUAAAUAAAGAAACGCAAUGCACGGCCUGUGAGGGAGAAAACAUCGUGCACAAAGUGAGCAGGGCCUGCAGAGGGUCCGGACUCGGCGUUCAGGCCCGAGCAGGGAGAGCAACGAGGCGACAAAAUAAAAAACCACGUGAUCCAAAAUGGGCAGUCCUCUGACGGUGCUGAAAAAAGCCAUUUUCUGGCGCCGCUGCACAAUUCUGCCCAAGUGCAAAUAAUUUCACCUGGAGUCCGGCUGGGAGCAGAGAGUGGGAACUUUGAUGUCUGAUCAGUGUGAUUCUGCAGCCCCCUCGGUGUCGGUGCUCUCCCUCUGGAUGUGCCGGGCCCCCGGCCGCGCACCCGCCCGCCCGCACGCCUGCCUGCUCAGACGGGCAGAGAACGGCGGAGCUCCGGGGAAAUGGAGUCGCUCUUUGUUGGCCGAGGGGGAGUCGGGAGCUUGGUGCACAAGACGAGGCCACACAGAGGGUGAUUCAAUAGCUGGCCGCUGCGUGUUGCUGCCCUCAGAGGGGGGUAUUAAUCGCAGCAGCGUGCAGUAAAGAGUUGUUUUAGGUCUGUUUGUUGUGGUUUCACAAGGUGCUGUCCCAAGGACGAGCUGUACACAAAUUGUCUUGCCCGAGAGCAGCAGCGGUGCGAGAGAUCACCAAAUCAAACACAUUCACAUUUCGGGUGCUUCUGCCCCUCCACCCCCUAUACCCCCACAGAUCUGUCCAGAUGGAUAAAAUGCAGCCGAACCGGGUCAAAAUCACAGAUCUGAACCCGCUGCUCACAUGUCCGCUGUGCGCCGGCUACCUGAUUGAUGCUACAACCAUCGUAGAGUGUCUGCACUCCUUCUGUAAAACAUGCAUUGUUGCCUUCCUCGAAACAAAUAAGUUCUGUCCUCGCUGUGACGUCCAAGUGCACAAGACAUGUCCACAGCUAAGCAUCAGAGCGGACAAAACUCUGCAAGAUAUAGUUUAUAAGCUGGUUCCAGGGCUCUUCAAAGACGAGAUGAAAAGGAGGCGAGACUUCUACGCAGAGAACCGGGAGCUGGAACCGGGUGAAGUGGUAGAAACGUUUAACAUCGCAGAAGAUGAAAUAAUCAGUCUGUCCAUACAGUUCUACGAGAGGAACCGAAGCAAUGAAAGGCAGCGAUCGGAGAUGGAAGGAGACAAGUCCAAUGGGAAACGCUUCUUGCAGUGCCCAGCAGCUAUGUCUGUCAUGCACUUAGCGAAGUUCCUCCGGAGCAAGAUGGAUAUACCAAACAACUACCGGGUGGAGGUGCUGUAUGGGGAUGAGCCAUUGAAGGACUAUUACACACUAAUGGAUAUCGCCUACUUCUACGAGUGGAGAAGAACCGGACCUAUCCCCUUGCAGUACCUGGUCAAACCCACCCGGAAACGCAGGAGGCCUUUGCAGUCCGCCGCCCAGGGCAACUCUGACGGCGUCAACACCAGCCCGACGUCAGAGAGCGACUCUCAGAGCGACAAACUCCACAGUCCUGCCGCAGUCCAGCCGCCCAGAGCCCCCUCCCAGACGAGUGCCGCUUCCCACAACGCUUCCCCCGCCAUCCAAAGCCCCAAUGGCACCACGGUACCCAACAGCACUCAGCGACACGCGCUGUCCUCCAAACAGGGCUCCAGCAGCCGGAAGGUGACCGUCAACGGCACGAGCUCCGGGGCCAGCAAAGAGGAGGCACGGGGCGGCGACAAAAGCGGUGCGCCUCCAACGACUUAACCCCCACGGGGCGGCGGAGGAGGACAGUGAUAUUUAAGCUGCUCCCUGUUUUGAUUUCUCCAAGUAGCCGACAGAGGCCCGAGCUUUCAUCCUUCUGGACAGGCAGGAGGCGGAUCGCCGUUAUCUUUCAGCUGGAAAGACUGAGACAUGCAGCCAAAUAGACUCUUGUAUGUGCGUGUUUGUGUGGUAGAGUAGAGCCGUGCACACAUACAAACUGUACAGGAUGUAUCAAAUGUGAGCAUGUGUGCAUACAUAUGUAUAAACUUAUCUUUUAUACAAGAUAUCGUAACCGUUUUUGUAUCGUAUAUGCAGUGACUCCGUUUCAUUUCCACAGACGUCCACUUGGCUUCCACGGCAGAAUCAUCAAAGCUUUUUGUGGUGCGAGUCGCUGCAUACAGUUGGAUGUUGAAGGAAAAAAAAAAAAAGACAAGCUAAUUCUCGCCUUUUUAAAGAGUUUCUCUGAAAGUGUCUGAUAUAAGCAGCGCCUCAUCGGGUAGCGUGUACAUUUAUGGAAAACCAUUGAUGCACUUUGAAGGUCCAGUCACGGAAGCUGGCGGGUAUUUUCUCAGCAGGAGAAUCUCCAGCCGUAUUUUCACACUCAAGUCCAAGCACUACCACACUGACGGGCAACGUGUUCGUCAGCACGCUGUCACUGCUCAAAGAACUGAGUGAAAAAGAAGGGAUUUUGGAAAUUUGCCAUGUAUGUUGUUCCGUACAUUUCAACAUUCCCUUUUUGUUGCUUUUCAACAGAUUCUUUUUUUUAAUCAGCCAUAUGUGCAUGUUUUAGGUCAAUAAAAUGUUUACUUACUAGGUUUUUCUGA
This is a messenger RNA of Xiphophorus couchianus (Monterrey platyfish), 2552 nucleotides long. Its product is annotated as polycomb group RING finger protein 2. The record is from RefSeq and is a predicted model, not a curated record. Gene Ontology annotation, biological process: negative regulation of transcription by RNA polymerase II. NCBI's taxonomy places the organism in Eukaryota, Metazoa, Chordata, Actinopteri, Cyprinodontiformes, Poeciliidae. Bases 730 to 1731 code for a protein of 333 amino acids. Gene Ontology annotation, molecular function: metal ion binding; promoter-specific chromatin binding. The transcript has 9 exons. Gene Ontology annotation, cellular component: PRC1 complex.